Molecule: messenger RNA, 6447 nt
Organism: Synchiropus splendidus (mandarinfish)
Lineage: Eukaryota; Metazoa; Chordata; Actinopteri; Syngnathiformes; Callionymidae
Gene: pdx1
Product: pancreatic and duodenal homeobox 1
Exons: 2
Coding region: 5137-5868 (243 amino acids)
Biological process (GO): regulation of transcription by RNA polymerase II; type B pancreatic cell differentiation
Cellular component (GO): nucleus
Molecular function (GO): DNA-binding transcription factor activity, RNA polymerase II-specific; RNA polymerase II cis-regulatory region sequence-specific DNA binding
Source: RefSeq, a predicted model, not a curated record
CUGACUGUAAACUAAGGAGUAAACGAUGAAGAUUUGCCUCUCUGUUCAGGAUCCAGACUGAAACCAGUUUCCUCUAAAUGUUUCUUCGACCUCUUUACCAUUUAUUUCGACUCAGUACCAUUGCUCAGUUCAGAAGGUUUGUUUCCAUUCUGUCUUCGUUCGCUGCCAAUGUUUACACGCGUUCUUCCGCCCCUAUGCGAGUUUUAUCGUCUGACCAUAUUGAGUUUUUUCUUAGUGAAUAUGGUCGUGUUUGGUCCACUCAACCCCCAGACACCCACACAUACUUGAGACAAAUAGUUUUUCUUGUUUUUUGUUCUUUCAACUGGUCAACUAAUUCUUCUAUUGAAAUUAAAAAAGAUUUUACACUGACCGCCUGCUACAAUGCAUUGCUUCUUAAAGAGUUAGAAAUACGCUCCAUCUGUAUUAGUCUUAGAAAGGUUUCUCACAUUUUACCCUAAAUUACUUACACUUUUUCUCUUUACCAGGAAUAAAACUUCAUUAAGAGGUGAAGUGCGUAGUAUGUCACAAUCCUACUUGAACUUCUCACAGCUGUUUCAUUUGUAUUUUGUCUUUUAUCAGUGACUAUAACUUAAAGAAGGAUUUGUAUGAUCACAGAAGAAGCCUUGGCUGGACCUGGUUUGAUGGUGUUUGUAGUAAUGAUUGGUUGGAUCAUCAUUUUACAGUGUGAUGUAUGAGAAAAUAAAUAUCAAUGAUAGUAGGCAAUUUUGGUUGGCAAGUUGUUUUCAUGAAGCUGUCAGAGACUCUCAGAGAUUUGUGUUGAAGUGGUUCUUUUGGAUUCCACCUAUACUCUCGUGUUUUAGGACCUGUUGAAAUCUGAUCAAAAUGUGUUUAAAAAUUCAUGUUCACAUCAACACUAAGCUGUCAUUGAGUCAACACUUUUUAGACCAGGCUGCCAUGCCACAUGCAUAAGUUGUUAAAAUGGACAAUUGUCAUUGUUCCAUCCAGGUUAGCUAACCUUAUCAUUUCAGUUAUCAAUCUUAAGAAAUUUUCAGUAGUAACACUCGUGACUCUUAAAUGUCAGUGUUGGAGAUGAAAUCCAUAAAUUAAAUGAAUUUUGCUAAGAUUUUUAGCGUUUCUGAUGUAUCUAGCAUAGGUCUUUGUCAAAGAGAGAGUGGAGAAAACUGUGUAGUUUUAUGUUAGCAUGGUGCCAUGGGAGGAGUUGAUCCAGAAGAGUCUGUGCGUGUUGUGGCUAUUGGAUAUGUGUUUUGAGACCUGAGGGCAAAAGUCUGCACAUUUAUUGUCUUCACUUUAGUUUUAUCGUUACUUGCGGGGGACCAAUUCUUGGCAAAACACCUUUUGGCUGGACACCACAAUUCCAAGCCUCAAUUUUAGGAUGAAGACUUUCAAAUAACUAGGUUAUAUUACUCAGAUUUAAGUUUGGUUAAGAGUCCUGGUUAAGUUUAGCCUUUUGUUUUAGUUGGUUAGGUUUAGGGUGAGGGUUUUCAAAAUAUAUAGCAUCACAUUAUCGAUGGUUUUGUCAUGCUCACUGUAAAAGUCAGUGAUCAAGGGAGAUGAAGAAGAGAGUGCAGGCAGGAUGGAACGACUGGAGGCGGAUGUACAAGGCGAACUGUGACAGGGGAGUAUUGGCAAGAGUGAACGGGACACUUUCUAGGACUGUCGUAAGAACUGGCAUGAUGCAGGGUUCAGAGACAUUCGGUCAGAAAUGGAUUCUUCUGAGGCGCAGGGCAUGUGGAGAAAGUUUAAGGCAAGAGAUGGUUUGGACACAUAGAGAGUGGACGUGGUGAGCAGAGUUAUGCUUCUAGUUUAAAGAAAAAAUGAAAUGUUGCUGUUGUUUACUGUAUAUGAGCUGUUGCAGUUCAAUAUGUGAUUUGUUUUAGUGGUUUUAGUUUGCAGAGCGGCUGACUAAAUAAACAUCAUGAGGUCAUGCCAUGGGUCGAAUGAAUUAUAUUUUCUGUUGGAUGAUGUCUAAAGUUUAAGAAGCCUUUGUCGAGGGAAGACAGGAUUUGCAUAUUAGCCACUGAAACAGGUUUCUAUGGGUGGGUGGAGUUGUCAUUUAUGGUGGGGGUUGAAUCACCCACCUAGGGGUAAAGCUGGUUUUGGCAUCUCUUGAGCAGGUGUACUCAGAGCUCCUGCUCACUCUGUAACAACAUUUGAGGACAAUAACAAACAGCUACAAACAGGGUGGCACAUUGUUUGAACACUUGCUAUUUACAGCUCCACACUGAAAAUGCAUGUAUGCAUAAGAAAAUAUUUUACAGUGCACUCGCUUAGCUGCUUUACAUUUCCCUCCAGCCAUUACUCUUUGCACAUGAACGGCGUGUAAAACUUGACGUUCUUCACGCUCCGUAAAUCAUGUGGUCCAUCUGUGCUUUCCAACAGCGAAGAUUCAGGUGAACAGUUUCCUUCCUCUUUGCAACAAUGAUCAAAUAUAAACACCAUGGGACCACUUAUUUCGUUAAAGGUGGUUUACUCGAACUUUAUUGCAUCACUGAGUGGCCCUUUUAGAUCCGAAGGACAGUAGAGACGCAGUAAAAUCCACCAGAUCGCCGAGCUUCACCUGAAGGGCAAUAAAUCCGGCUGGUGACAGACUCUCUCGUGGGCGGACUCCAGGCACUCUCCGUGUACACAUCGCUUAAUCGACUCCAGCUCACUCCAAACUAAUUGGUUUACCAGAAGAGCUGUGGUUUAAUGGGGCAGACACACACUCGCCGAGGGCUAAUGGCUAGCAAACACAGCGGCUGCCAUCACCGAGGGCCCAUUGACUGGCGCGGGGGCCCCAGAGCUUCUAAAUGGUGUUAAAUGAUGCAGUUACAACUGUGUAAUGGCCACAUCUAAAAAGUCCGGCGGCUGAAAAAGACUCUGCAGAGGAAAUAUCGUGUUUGAUCUUUUCAUCCAAGUUUCCACGACAACGUUCCCAUCAUGUGGCUGUUAUCAUGUGGGGCGAUCGAUGAGUGUGGCCGUCUAUAAAAUCUCUCAAUUUUAUAUUGUGAAUAUAAAUGGGCCAUUUACUGACUCAACUCUGUCACCACAGGUUUAUUAUGUGUACUGUCGGCGGACACAAGCCAAAGACACUGAACAGGAUGACAAGAUGUCUGCUUUGUUAUAAGGGGCAACAGGAGUCGCGGGGGUCAUGUGUCCUAUGGAACAUUGAAGUGACAGCCAUUUAAAAUUUGUGUUAUUUCCCCCCUUUUAGUCUAUUAUAUAAAUAUGGUGUAAUUGACAAAAAAAAAUCCAUGAAGCUAAAAAGUACACCUGGUUUCUGGAAAACCAAAUCACUGAGAAGAAACCAAAAAAGCUUUCUUUUUUAAACGCAUAUGUAUAGAAAAAAAAAAAGAUUACAUCCCAAAUUGAGUAUACUGACACUCAUUUUACAAUGUUGAGUUCAAGCAAGAACAGCACAAAUGUGCCGCCCAAAAAAAAUCUUUUUUUGUUUUUGCUAUCUCAAAACUAUCAUUAUAAAGAAAACUGAGAACCAUUAAGGUCCAUUACUAUUAAAGCUAUGUCUUCAAAUGUCUGUUGAAAACUGCACUAUGAUGAAGGAGGUGUGUCUGUGCUGUUGCAAGUUACACAGAUUUGUUUUCACUGCUGAGUCUGACUUUGUUCUGUGGAGAGGUCUGUCUUCUUUGAACCCUGGAAUCAUGUUGUGAAUGUGUGCUGUUGCUUUGAUGCUGUCUAAACAUCAUAUAUACUGAUUUACUGAUGCCAAUCCUGCAUUUGAGAAGCUGGAAAUACCUCUGUUGUAGCUGGCUGCACCGUUUACAUGCCUCACUCUCCUUUUCCCUCCUAAAUUUUAAACAUCAGCGCACCGGGAUGACUUUUCAUUUACACAUUCCAAAUGACUAUUUAUCCGGGCAAAUAUUAGUCAGUCAGUCUGUCAGCAUCCAGUCACACACUCUCAAAGCUCAAAACAUGGUCGUGUUUGGUCCACUCAACCCCCAGACACCCACACAUACGAUGAUGAUGUACACAUGAUGUCAGGUCUGACUGCCAUCUGGAAUGGAACAAACUUGGAAUCUGUUUAAUAAAUCACACAUAAACCUGAUUUUGGAGCAUGUAACUGCACUGGGGCAGACUCUGCCAUAUCUCCGUUGCGGUGUGCCCUCCAUCCACCAUUCAUUGGAACUAUCCAAGGGUGUUCAGAUGUCGGCUUCGCGGAGCAGAUUCAAACUUUCAAUCCACACUUUACUGACCGCCCCGUUCUCUCCCACCAGAGCCACUGCUGCUGUUGACAUGUGGGGAGCAGUCUGCCACUGCAGCGAGUGAGGCGCUCCACAAAUGACUUGAGAUCCUUAGGAAAGUGAAAUAAGUCUGUACACAAGUAUUUUCAAAUAAAUACCUACAACACAUAUCUAAACAAAAAAACAUGGAAACUGUCGCUACAAAGGUGCUGCAUUCCUGUUUACAAAACUGGAAGGUCUUCUCCAGCCACCUCAUUUCCAUCUUAGAGCCUUGUUCAGUGCGGCACACAGACGCAGUGUUUUGUUGUUUAUGAAUUACAAUACUUUUGUUAUUCAGGUGUGCUUGAAAAUAUGACAUAUAUUUAUGACAAUUACUUUUGGUUUACAAAACAUCCCACAAAUGAUCAAAAAACAGAACUCUAAGCUUAAGACGUCCCAAAUGUUUCUUUUUUUGUUCGUGUUGACAUUGUGACACGCUGAGCGGUUUAUUAUUGUUUUGCAUGCCGGCUACAUUAUGAGACAUUACCUCACAGAGCUUGACUUCACUGAAGUUUCAAAUGUCUUCAGCUAUAGAGAGAUUUAUAUACCUAAUCUAUUGAUGAUAUAGUUCCAUUAUUACACAUUAAAGUACUGACAUUUUAUGUAGCAGAGGUGUUUUCGAUAGUAAAGGUCCAAGGUCAUUCACUGGCGUUGCUUACUUGGUCUAAUGGGAGGGCGGGCUCAGCAUGUGCUCACUGUUUACCUAGAGAUUUUACUGCUUGAGGUUGAACUAUACGACCGAUUUCGUCUCCGUGUGGACGGGGCCUAAGUGAAACUCCACGCAGGCUGCAGACUGCUCUGAACCUGGAGGUGCGACCAGACCAAUAGCUCCAGCUCUGCAGAGUCACAUGGUCCCACAGUGACUCACCUGCCGGAGCCUCAGGGCCGCGCAGUCUCAGCGGAGCAGGUGAAGGGACGCAGCCGGCUCCUCGCAGCCAUGAAUCGCGAAGACCACUACUACCCGACUCAGGUUUUUAAAGAGUCGUGCGUGUACCAGAGACCCCAGGGAGAGGAGUACAGCCACAGCCCGCCUCCGUGCCUCUACAUGGGCCGAAACUCCGUCUACUCUCCGCCAUCUAUGGCGGUUCUGGAGCCGGCCGCUAUACCUGACAUGACCCCCGCUUACGGUCUACCGGUGCGAGAGGAUCCGGGGGUGCCGCACCUCCAGCAUCCUCUGGGGCUUCAGCAGCAGACGCUCCCGGUGAGCGCGGGAUAUGGAGACGGAGCGGAGGCCGGCAGAUAUCACCUUCCCUUCCCCUGGAUGAAAAGCACCAAGUCCCACGCACACACCUGGAAGGGACAGUGGGCAGGACCGUACGUGAUGACGGAGGUGGAGGAGAACAAGCGCACGAGGACGGCGUACACGCGUGCGCAGCUUCUGGAGCUGGAGAAGGAGUUCCUGUUCAACCGCUACAUCUCGCGGCCGCGGCGCGUGGAGCUGGCGCUGACCCUCAGUCUGACCGAGAGACACAUCAAGAUCUGGUUCCAGAACCGCCGCAUGAAGUGGAAGAAAGAGGAGGACCGCAGGAGAGCGCGGGCCACCGACCCGGAUCAGGACUCCUCCAUCACCUCCGUGGACCAGGGAGAGAGCGCGGGCGGGGUGACGUCCACAGCCACCCCGCCGGUCUCCCCGCUGCACGGCCUCGCCAACCACCGGAAGCCCGUUUAGAGCAGAACCAGACUCUAGGACUGCGUGUUGGCUGCACUGACCGGCAGCUGAGGCCGUGACGGGAACAGUAUUUCCAAGAACCUCUUUAACACCAUCGGACCACAUCGAAUUUUGGAGUUGCUCUGACACUUAAAAGCACUUGUUUUGCUUCUGAGAACACUAUUUGGCGUGUGAUUCUAAAGUCAUUAAUAUGCAGAUUAGAAAGGUGUCUUUCACUCACGUGGGGUGAGGGUCAGGGGACACCCUGGACAGGCUGAUAGUCCAUUGCGUCGAGUCACCCGCUACUCCAGUCCAUUUGGACUUGAGGGAAGUUGGUCCUUCCUGGCAGAAUCUGGCUUCUGAGAUAGUGUUUUACAUCUGAGACACUUCCUCUUCACUGUAAUGAAACACUGAACGCUCCUUAAAGAAGUGUCAGUGAAAUCCCACUCUUCUCAAGCAAUACUCCUGCUUCUAUUUAUUGUGCCUUUCUAUGAUGAUAUAGCUGAAAUAUGUGCCUUCAUUUCAACUUGUUUACAAUACUGACAUGGUCUUUUCGGAGAAUGUGUUAGCUAUAGCGUAAUAAAGGGAAUAUAUUUGUCA